UGAUAAUCAGUGGAAGAUGUUCAUUUGUUAUCAUUACAGCACUAGUUAUCUUGCCCUCUAUGCUCUUAACUGACUUGAGUAUACUAUCUUAUGUCUCUGCCAUGGGAGUGUUUACUUGCAUUGUCAUAGUUGGCUCCAUUUUCUGCGUUGGUGCACUUGGUGGCGUUGGAUUUCAAGCGAAGGGAACGUUGUUAAAUGUGGAUGGCAUUCCUACUGCAGUUAGCUUAUAUAUUGUUUGCUUUGGCGGACAUCCUGCGGUCCCUUCAAUAUAUAUUACCAUGAGAGAAAGAUAUCAUUUCAGUAAGGUUUUAUUGUCUAGUUAUAGUAUCACAAUGCUAACUUACAUGCUAACAGCUGUUGUGGGGUAUCUCAUGUAUGGAGACAACGUAGAAUCACAAAUAACACUGAAUCUACCAAGUGGAGAAGUUGGUGCAAAAGUGGCUAUAUAUUUCACUUUGCUUAUUCCAAUUACAAAGUACACAUUAGUGAUAACCCCAGUUGCAACUGCCCUUGAACGUGAGCUAUCUGCAAAUUACAGGAAUUGGAGACCUUUACGAAUGCUUAUUCGAAUUGGAUUGCUUACGAGCACGGCAAUUGUGGCACAUGUAUUUCCAUAUUUUGAAAACCUCAUGGCCAUUAUCGGUUCUAUAUUUGUUGUGGCAGCUUCAUUUGUACUCCCAUGCUUGUGCUAUUUGAAGAUUGUUGUUUCACUCAAUGGUUGGAGCAAUAAGUUGAUGGGUGUUGUAGCAAUAAUAGUAUUUGGAAGUGUAGCAGGAAUUUUAGGGACCUAUUCAGCCUUUGUUGACCUUUAA
This is a messenger RNA of Juglans regia (Persian walnut), 812 nucleotides long. RefSeq names its product amino acid transporter AVT1I-like. The transcript has 2 exons. Lineage: Eukaryota; Viridiplantae; Streptophyta; Magnoliopsida; Fagales; Juglandaceae. The record is from RefSeq and is a predicted model, not a curated record. Gene Ontology annotation, cellular component: plasma membrane. Bases 60 to 812 code for a protein of 250 amino acids.